AUGGCGGAGAAGAAGAUGAAGGCAAAGGAGCUGAAACGGAAAAACAUCCUGGAUUCCAUGCAGCGCAUCCAAGACUUCCUGACGAAUUACGAUGAGGAGCGAGACAUGAACGAGGUAGCGAUACGUCUGGCCCGACUUGAUAACCUGAUGGAAAAUUUUGAAGCGAUCCAAGGAGAAUACGAAACGUACGACGAUGAACCAGAAUUUGCUGCGGCCAAUGCGAAGGUAAGGGCAAGGGUGGAAGAGCAGUACUUUAGGGUAAAAGGUGGUCUCGUUAGCAAGGUUCCUCCCCUUCCUCCAAUCUCAACCAAUCCAUUAAACCAGCAAGGUGCUCCAGCAAUUGCUCAUGUAACCGGUGUGAAACUCCCCACUAUCGAAUUGCCUAAAUUUGACGGUGAUCUGAAUGAAUGGUUAACGUUUCGCGAUUCCUUUUCAUCACUGAUUCACUCGUCGCCAGAAAUCCCAUGCAUCCAAAAGUUUCAGUACCUCCGAUCUGCCUUGCGAGGUGACGCUUUAAAACUGAUUGAAUCCUUAAACAUCACAGCAAACAACUACGCGGUAGCUUGGGAAGCACUCCUCAACCGCUACUCCAACACAUACUUAUUAAAAAAGAAACACUUGCAAGCUCUAAUUGUCCACUCGAAGGUCUCGGGAAAAUCCGCUGCUGGUUUACGUGCUGUUGUAGAGGAUUUCCAAAGGCAUGUCAAAAUACUCAACCAACUAAAUGAACCAACCGCGCAUUGGGGCAGUCUCUUGGUUCAACUACUGUGCUCUCGAAUCGACGAUUACACCCUGAAGGAAUGGGAAGAAUUUGUCUCUGCUAAUCACGAACCAACGUAUGAAAGCCUCAUCGAAGUACUAACCCGUAAAAUCCGGACUUUAGAAUCCCUUCACAUAUCGGCUGAGCAGUCCACUUCUUCUUUCCAAGCAAAGCACAAUCUCCCUGUCAGGCAACCUAAACCCCAAAAUCCUACAUCGUCGAAAAUCAACUCCUAUACUGCAGUGGAACGGUACCAACCUGAAUGCCUAGCUUGCCGCGAUUAUCAUCCUUUGGUGAGAUGUCCGGUGUUUGAAAAGAUGCAGCUUAAAGAUCGAUUGAACCUAGUAAACACGAAGCGGAUUUGUAGCAACUGCUUCAGGGGCAACCACUUCGCCCGGAAUUGUCAAUCCAACUUCUCCUGCAAGCAUUGUCAAAAACGCCACCACUCUUUAUUGCAUCCCGGGUUCGAUGCACCAGUAUCGGACAACAAUCCAAAUUCCAGUGGUCCACAAAUCCGAACAACCCAGAAUCCUCCGAAAUCCAAUGAAUCCUCCACAGUGGUUACAGCAACAAAUCCUGAAGUGAUCUCGUCAAACUCCGCCACAGAAUCCCGUGGCAUGAACGUUUUCUUAUCGACCGUCAUCAUCAAGGUGCUAGAUGGAUAUGGAAAUGAACAUCUGGCCCGAGCUCUGCUAGACAGUGGAUCACAAAGCAGUCUCAUGAGUGACCGCCUUUGUCAGAAACUAAGAUUGCUUCGUCAUCGUAUUGACCAACCCAUCCUCGGUAUUGGUGAAUCUCCCAUUCGAGCAGUUUGCUCCGUGACCACCGAAGUGAGAUCGAGAGUUGAUGACUUCUCUAUUCCCCUGAAUUGUUUGGUGCUCAAAAAGCUGACUGCUGAUCUACCUGCUGUAACCAUUACCACUGCAAACUGGCAGAUACCGAACGAUAUCACACUUGCUGAUCCCGAGUACAACGUCUCACGAAAGGUAGACCUCAUAAUAGGUGCCGAACACUUUUAUGCAAUCCUCCAGGGUGGCCGGUUGCAAAUUGGCCCACACGCCCUGGCCUUAGUGGAAAGUAGGUUCGGUUGGCUUGUUUCAGGAGCAGUGCCUUUUGAUCCCAUACCCCAAGCUCUGGUUUAUUGUCCGUCUAUUUUGGAAACCCUCAACGAGAACCUCGAAAAAUUCUGGAAAAUAGACGAAUUUGAAAAUUCUAAACCCACCCUUUCACCCAACGAUCAAUAUUGUGAGGACUUCUUCAAGGAAACGGUAAGCCGCGAUUCCACUGGUCGAUACUCCGUAAAAUAUCCAAAAAAAAUGAUUUUGAAUCAAUGA
Messenger RNA from Uranotaenia lowii, 2094 nucleotides. RefSeq lists its product as uncharacterized. NCBI's taxonomy places the organism in Eukaryota, Metazoa, Arthropoda, Insecta, Diptera, Culicidae. The transcript has a single exon. The record is from RefSeq and is a predicted model, not a curated record. Bases 1 to 2094 code for a protein of 697 amino acids.